This is a messenger RNA of Acinonyx jubatus (cheetah), 12761 nucleotides long. RefSeq names its product glutamate ionotropic receptor AMPA type subunit 1 (gene GRIA1). NCBI's taxonomy places the organism in Eukaryota, Metazoa, Chordata, Mammalia, Carnivora, Felidae. Gene Ontology annotation, biological process: synaptic transmission, glutamatergic; modulation of chemical synaptic transmission; monoatomic ion transport. Gene Ontology annotation, cellular component: AMPA glutamate receptor complex; plasma membrane; postsynaptic membrane. The transcript is spliced from 16 exons. The record is from RefSeq and is a predicted model, not a curated record. The coding region runs from base 359 to 3079 and encodes 906 amino acids. Gene Ontology annotation, molecular function: AMPA glutamate receptor activity; transmitter-gated monoatomic ion channel activity involved in regulation of postsynaptic membrane potential.
GCCUGUGUGAGUGUGAGGGGGAGAGCGAGAGAAAGGGAGGGAGAGAGAGAGGCAGGCUGUGAGAGGAGAGAGGAGAGGAGAGGGGGAGCGAGCCAGCGCUCCGCCAGCAUGAGGACGGGCUUCUCUUCCGUGCUCAGUUAAUCUGGCUGUCAGUUGGUGUUAACGCUGCCGUUUAAGUGCUCGGAUUCCAAAGGGAAACAGACAAACCUCCCAGAAGGAAAGAAGGAAGCAAGCAAGGAAGGCAGGAACUGCAGGAGGAAAAGAACAGGCAGAACAGAGCGAGGAAUCAAGGGAAGGGGGGGAAAUACCAAAUCUAUGACUGGACCUGGGCUUCUUUUUCGCCAAUGCAAAAAGGAAUAUGCAGCACAUUUUUGCCUUCUUCUGCACCGGUUUCCUAGGCGCGGUAGUAGGUGCCAAUUUCCCCAACAACAUCCAGAUCGGGGGAUUAUUUCCAAACCAGCAGUCACAGGAACAUGCCGCUUUUAGAUUUGCUUUGUCACAACUCACAGAGCCCCCAAAGCUGCUCCCCCAGAUUGAUAUUGUGAACAUCAGCGACAGCUUUGAGAUGACCUAUAGAUUCUGUUCCCAGUUCUCUAAAGGAGUCUACGCCAUCUUUGGGUUUUAUGAACGGAGAACUGUCAACAUGCUGACCUCCUUCUGUGGGGCCCUCCACGUCUGCUUCAUCACACCGAGCUUCCCCGUUGACACCUCCAAUCAGUUUGUCCUUCAGCUACGCCCUGAGCUGCAGGAUGCUCUUAUCAGCAUCAUCGACCAUUACAAGUGGCAGAAAUUCGUCUACAUUUAUGAUGCCGACCGGGGUUUGUCCGUCCUGCAGAAAGUACUGGACACAGCUGCUGAGAAGAACUGGCAGGUGACAGCGGUCAACAUUUUGACAACCACAGAGGAGGGAUACCGGAUGCUCUUUCAGGACCUGGAAAAGAAAAAGGAGCGGCUAGUGGUGGUGGACUGUGAAUCAGAACGUCUCAACGCUAUCUUGGGCCAGAUUAUCAAGCUGGAGAAGAAUGGCAUCGGCUACCACUACAUCCUUGCAAAUCUGGGUUUCAUGGACAUUGACUUAAACAAAUUCAAGGAGAGUGGAGCAAAUGUAACAGGUUUCCAGUUGGUUAACUACACAGACACCAUCCCAGCCAAAAUCAUGCAGCAGUGGAAGAACAGCGAUGCUCGCGACCACACCCGGGUGGACUGGAAGAGACCUAAGUACACCUCUGCGCUCACCUACGAUGGGGUGAAGGUGAUGGCUGAGGCUUUUCAGAGCCUGCGGAGGCAAAGAAUCGAUAUAUCCCGCCGGGGGAAUGCUGGGGACUGCCUGGCUAACCCAGCAGUGCCCUGGGGCCAGGGGAUCGACAUCCAAAGAGCUCUGCAGCAGGUGCGGUUUGAAGGCUUGACAGGAAAUGUUCAAUUUAAUGAGAAGGGACGCCGGACCAACUACACCCUCCAUGUGAUUGAAAUGAAGCAUGAUGGCAUCCGAAAGAUCGGUUACUGGAAUGAAGAUGAUAAGUUUGUCCCUGCAGCCACCGAUGCUCAAGCUGGGGGGGACAAUUCAAGUGUCCAGAAUAGAACAUACAUCGUUACUACAAUCCUAGAAGAUCCGUAUGUGAUGCUCAAGAAGAAUGCCAACCAGUUUGAGGGCAAUGACCGCUAUGAGGGCUACUGUGUAGAGCUGGCAGCAGAGAUUGCCAAACAUGUGGGCUACUCCUACCGUCUUGAGAUUGUCAGCGAUGGAAAAUAUGGAGCCCGUGACCCUGACACCAAGGCUUGGAAUGGCAUGGUGGGAGAGCUGGUCUAUGGAAGAGCCGAUGUGGCCGUGGCUCCUUUAACUAUCACCUUGGUCCGGGAAGAGGUGAUAGAUUUCUCCAAGCCAUUUAUGAGUUUGGGGAUCUCCAUCAUGAUAAAAAAGCCGCAGAAGUCCAAGCCGGGGGUCUUCUCCUUCCUCGAUCCUUUGGCUUAUGAAAUUUGGAUGUGCAUUGUCUUUGCCUACAUUGGAGUGAGUGUCGUCCUUUUCCUGGUCAGCCGCUUCAGCCCCUAUGAAUGGCACAGUGAAGAGUUUGAGGAAGGGCGGGACCAGACAACCAGUGACCAAUCCAAUGAGUUUGGGAUAUUCAACAGUUUGUGGUUCUCCCUGGGAGCAUUCAUGCAACAAGGAUGUGACAUUUCUCCCAGGUCCCUGUCUGGCCGCAUCGUUGGUGGUGUCUGGUGGUUCUUCACCUUGAUCAUCAUCUCCUCAUACACAGCCAACCUGGCUGCCUUCUUGACCGUGGAGAGGAUGGUGUCUCCCAUCGAGAGUGCUGAGGACCUAGCGAAACAGACGGAAAUCGCUUACGGCACACUGGAAGCAGGGUCCACUAAGGAGUUCUUCAGGAGGUCUAAAAUUGCCGUGUUUGAGAAAAUGUGGACAUACAUGAAGUCAGCAGAACCAUCAGUUUUUGUGCGAACCACAGAGGAAGGAAUGAUCCGAGUGAGGAAAUCCAAAGGCAAAUACGCCUACCUUCUGGAGUCUACCAUGAAUGAAUACAUUGAGCAGCGGAAACCCUGUGACACCAUGAAGGUGGGAGGUAACUUGGAUUCCAAAGGCUAUGGCAUUGCGACACCCAAGGGGUCCGCCCUGAGAGGUCCCGUAAACCUAGCGGUUUUGAAACUCAGUGAGCAAGGCGUCUUAGACAAGCUGAAAAGCAAAUGGUGGUACGAUAAAGGGGAAUGUGGAAGCAAGGACUCCGGAAGUAAGGACAAGACAAGUGCUCUGAGCCUCAGCAAUGUGGCAGGCGUGUUCUACAUCCUGAUUGGAGGACUUGGACUAGCCAUGCUGGUUGCCUUAAUCGAGUUCUGCUACAAAUCCCGUAGCGAAUCCAAGCGGAUGAAGGGUUUCUGUUUGAUCCCACAGCAAUCCAUCAAUGAAGCCAUACGGACAUCAACACUCCCGCGAAACAGUGGGGCAGGAACCAGCGGUGGCGGCAGUGGAGAAAACGGCCGGGUGGUCAGCCAUGACUUCCCCAAGUCCAUGCAGUCGAUUCCCUGCAUGAGCCACAGUUCAGGGAUGCCCUUGGGAGCCACAGGAUUGUAACUGGAGCAGAUGGAGACCCCUUGGGGAGCAAGCUCAAGCUCCCCCAAUUCCAUACCAAGCCCUUCAGUGCCAAAAACAGUAAAAUUGAAACGCAACCGCCACCAACCACCAUGACCACAAGGAUCAGAUGAUUCACCAGAUUUUCCUGAAGAAUUGAAAAAUCAUUUUGCCGUCCCUUUUCCUUUUUUGAUGUUCUUUCACCCUUUUCCGUUUGCUAAGUGAGGAUGAUAAAUAACACUGCACCGCAAUAAGGGGAGAAUAACCCUGUUGAACAGAGCCUGUGUCUCUGAAAAUGGAGUCAUAGGAACAUUAAUGAGGAAACUGUACUGUUUUCUUUUAAUUCAUUUGUUAAUGUGUCUUAGUGUGUGCAAGAUUUUCUUUCUUACUAAUAUCCAUGGUUUGAAGGUUCUGUUAGGCCCCUUCCUCCUCCUGGCUUCUUAUUCCCAACUCCCUACCCAUGUCUCUUCAGUUUUCAGAUUGGAGAUUAAAGAUUCGCUCCACUUUACAAGCAAGCAAAAGGAAAAAGGCAACCUUCAAACUAAUUCGCUAUGGGAGCUCUCUAAGUUACCCUCCAUUUCUCGACCCCAAGACAUGGAUGAGGAUGGAUGUUGUUGGAGAAGUGGACUGCCUUCCCCAGGAAGGGCACCUCCUAGACACUGAUGUAGCUGAGAACAUGUGCAAAAAGCAAUUCAGACCAAGGGUGGUGGAGAGGACAAAGGCAGGUGUGCAGUCAGAGGAGGACUCACAAAGUUAUUGCUGGAGUCUCAGAGAGAGCUUCCUUUAAUGCGUAACAGCCAUCCCAUAGACCUUAGGUGGUUUCUUCACAGAGUCAGCCUCAGCACUGAGCAGUAUGUCUUUCUGCUAUGCUCAAGCCCAAAGGCACUCUGGUGGCUGAAUUGGCCUCCUGAACCAAGUACAGCCUUGGGAAUAACUGACAGCCCGGGAGAUAUUGCCCAUGAUUGUCACUUUUCAUUUGCUUGACAUCUGAGCAGGAACCCCACUGUGGAGUAGACUCUCUUUGGAGCCUCUGAUAUGGGGGAAAAUGCUAUGCAAACUGAAUGCAAAAAAAAAAAAAAAAAAAAAAAAAGGAUGGAAGAAUUUUGGAAGAGGAAGCAUCAUUGAAGCCCACAAGCAACAGAACCUUCCAUGGUGUGCACUGUCCUAGGAUUAAGAGACCAAGUCAGCUUAGAGUUUUGCUGACCUGGAGAACUUGGAUUUUUAUGUCCAUAUAAAAAUGUUGUUUCAGCAUGUGGCCACUUUAGAAAGUAAAAUACCCAAGGCUGAAUUACUUUAAGGAAAACAAGGAGAUGAAUUAAGUUGAUAAUGACAUUGGGGACCUUAAGAUCACUGACCCCAACUUCUAACCCAAGAAGGCUGACCUUCCCCCUGGCUGAGACAGAAUGAGGAUGUAUUAUUCCAAUGACCAGACUCAAUAUGCCCAUGAUUGUGACUAUAAAGCUGAACUAAAGCAAGUUUAGAGAAGUGACAGGGUACAUAGAGAGAGGCUCAGGCUGACUGCAACUUUAGUUGGAAAGGGGGUUCCUGGUACAUAGCUUUCUUGGAGAUCCCAACUCUCAUUCUUGGUGCAAUUGGCUUCCAGCUGUCCAGCAGCCACUCUCCUAGGUGCAUGAUUCAGUGCGUGCCAUGUGUCUUUAGCUUUUAUUGAUAACCAUGUUCUGGCUUAUUUCCUUACCCCCUACUUCUCUCCAGUCUUCUCUGCUAGGGGUUAUCAUUAGCAACUGACAAACUAAAGGUUUGGGAGCCUACCAACAAGUAGGUGCAGCAUGAUUGGCUUCAUCUGUGGAUUCUCUCAGUGGACACCCACCAUCUCUAUGUCUCCCCCAUUCUCCUAGUAUCAGCCGUAGCAAAGAACCAUCCCCAAAUCAAACUCUAUGCCCUUUCAACUCAAGUGUUGUUCAGUCUUUUCACGUGUCAAUGUGGGCAUGGUACGUGAAGCAGGACCCUCAAGAUGGAUUUUUUACUUCUCACUACUGCCAGCUGAUGUCCUCCCCAUCCCCUGUCCUCCCACCAGAUUUUUGUCAGCCCUUAGCCUACCACUGCAGAAUAUGAUAUGACCUGUCAUUAGGGAGUGCAUUUCAGAGGAGUUAGAAAUAUCCCUCUUACUAUCAACAUGCUUCAAAGACCUUUUCCUUUGGUAAGAUGCCUCUCCAGCCACCGAGCUCACCACUAACAUGAUCUGAUAGGGAGAGACCAUCUAAGCUAACAAUGAGAGUAUAUGCUGUGUGGGGGUCCAAGACUCCACAGAAGAUGCUUUUUAUCAAUAGAGGGGUGACGGGGGAAAACAAAAGCAAGAAAAAAGUUAACUUGUAUUAUGUAUUUUUACUACACUUUUCUUAAAAAUAGAGUACUGGGAAAACUCUGAAAGAGAUUGACAUUUUUCUCAACAGGAAUCCAUACUUAACAGUUCUGGCUUUCAUUAAAUUUUGCUCUUUGGUACCUGGGCCUUUUAUUUAACAUCUAUAUUUGUUUUAAUUCUCUUGACAGAUGUGUGAAAGGAUUUUUGCUUGAUCAAACACUAAAUAUUUUUUUGGUUCCUGUUUUUCUUUCAAGUAGCCAGGGUUUGUUUUUUUUUUUUUCUUUUGGUAUUUGCAUAAAAUGAAAGUAUCACCAAGAAUUAAAUCACUGUGGAUCCAUUAUCUACUUUUCAUAUUUGUCCAUUCCAUUUUUUGUGCCAUUUCUGAAGCCAAAGCUCUAAAGGUUAUGUUAUUUCCUUAUUGCUGAACAUUUUUAAUGGUAACCACCAUUCCUGAUUCACAAACAGCUCUCAAAUGAGUCAUUUCAGCUAAACUAGUUCACCGUGAGUUAUUCAUUCAAACAGGAUAAUCAAAACAAAAAACAAAAACAAAACAAAACAAAGCAAAAAACCCGAGUAAUAUUGGUUUUCAAGGGCCACCGUUCCAACUGCAUAGGGAGCACGGCUUGACAUACAGUGGUCACAGUACCUCCAGAGAACUGGAUGGUUCACAGGGUAUAUCUCAGACACCCCCAGUCUUCUCUGGGGAGUGUCUAGGUGGAGUCUAGGUGUAUCUGUGAUGUGCGGAGUCACAACCAAAACCAGUUUAGACCAUGCUUAAACAUAGAUCAUCCUGGUCCCACACCACAUGAUCCUCUCAUUCUUUCCUGCAAGUUUUUCUUUCACUCCAGCAAGAUGGGCUUUCUCUAAAGGAUCUGACAUUUAUUGACAUUUAGAUACCGAUGAUUAAGAACAACUUCAAAUGUUUUCUUUCCCAAGGAAUUUGGCAUAUUAACAGGGGUCAGAGAUCUCAAAUAAAUUAACAAAGUUCUAAUUGUGGCAUUUCAGAGAGUAACCACCACCUCUAUGGUAAAGGGUUGAAGGAAGGCAAAGAAACCAGUGGACUUGUGUUCUUUUGAUUGAAGCUCCAAUCAUUAUUUCAACACCUACAGUCACCUCCAGCAUGUAGGGUGCCUCUGAAUGAAGAAACACUUUAACAGUGUUUCUGUGGAGAAACACUGACAGGUGGAGAAAAUUAAUCUCUGUCACCUUUCUUUCAAAUAGCUGGGAUAAUGAUCAUAAUGGCUAUAAGAGCACAUGUUACCAUGUACUGAGCAUAUGCUAUGUUAAGCACACUUCACACUUUCUAUAUUACUAUAAUGGCCCUCUCAGGUAGGGCCUUCUGAAAGAGGAACUCAGACUUUAAAAGAUUACAUAACUUGCUCACGCUCCUAUAAGUGACAGAACCAGGACUUGAACUGGGUCUGCCUGAAUCCAAAGCCUUUACAUUACCUAUCUCACUGGUAACCAGGUCAUGAUGCAUGAUGGUCAGGAAAAUAGCAGGCAAGCAAUUCUCUACCUUCUUAUAAAGCCAAAAUAACUUUUUUUUAAAAAAGAAUGCUUUACAGCUAUACCUGCUAUACCUUUGGGAAAGCCAACCUGUCUUUCUGAGUUAGUAGAAAUCAUUACUCCAGACCGGACUGCAAAAAUGGAGAAGAGGAGAAAGAGUUACUUAUCGUCCCUUUAAAAUAGAUCCAGGCUAGGGAGCAGCAAGCACAUUGGAAAGGGGACUGAAAAGCAGGUCCCCUGCAAAAUAGUUGAUUCAGCCUGAAGAAGGAUCUUCAGGGCCAUCCUGGGGAAAUGGUGCUAGCUUUUUGUACUAGCUUUUUGUAUGACUAAGACCAGGAUCCAUUCUGGGAGUUACAGGAAAUGGACUUAGUCUCAGCUACAGAAAAAGUUCCUAAUGGUCAGAGUAUCCUCAGAGUAUAUUGGACUGCCCCUGGAGUCAAGGAGAUGCCACAGGUGUGAAAGUUGACAUACAUAUCCACUGAUUUUCCUUACUUUAUCUUGCAUCUUUUAUAGCCCUAUUCAGGUUAUUUGUUCAAUAACACCCUAAUAUAGACUUCAGAGAGAGGCAGCAAUACCCUACAGAAAUGAGCAUGAAUAUCUUUCAAUGAAAUCUCAAAACUCAACUUAUCCUAAUUAAGAAAAAAAAUGGCAAGUUCUUUCCUCACCAAAUGCUAAUGUUGUUUCAAGGAAAGAAUGUCUAGGCAAUACAUUCCUAUCUCACUUUACAGCUAAGAAAACUGAGUUCUUGCAUAAGAAGCCAUCUUCCUUUUUACCAAAUACAAUGGCAUUUUCCCCUUGGGACUAUGGAGACUUGACUGCCAUCAGGUAGUCUGUGUUCUGGUGUUAGUCUGGCCACUGACAACCUUACUUCAGUGCUUUGUAAUUUUCAAAAAGCUUUUAUUUCUUGAAGUUUCCAGAUCACAUGAUGAGUAUAGAAGCAAAUUGGUACAGUGGAAAGACCUAGAUCAGGAUUCACAACACCUGGCUUCUCUUCCUUCUUCCUUUACAAUCUUGGACAAGAAUAUUAUUAACUUCUCUGAGCCUCAUCUUUCUCAUCAAAGAUCUAGGAUAUCUGGUGUCAAAAUAAGCAGUGAUACUGAAUGCUAAUUGCACACUGGAAUCACCUAUUGAACUUUACACAAAUCACUAGUGCCCAAGAUACAUCUCCAAAUAUGGUUUAUCUGAGCUCAGGCAUAUUUGUCAGUGUAUUGGUGUUGUCUGGUUUUCUUUUAAACUUUUAAGUGAUUACAAUAUGCAGCCCGGAUUGAGAAUCACUGCAGUUGUGUCAGCUUGGGAGUCAGAGAAAACGCUCAUAGAAACUUAUCUGAAAAUUACCAAGAACUAUAUUGGGUCAUUUCUGUCAGUGGUCAGACUAACACCAGAAUGCAAGUUACCAGAUGGAGUCAAAUCUCCCUGAUCCCAAGAGAAAAUACCAUUAGAUUCACCUGAUAAAAGAGGAAGAAAAGAUACUGUUCCCAAGGACAUGGGGUCUGAACACUCCUUUCCUCCUUAGGCAUGUCUAUAAUAACAUAACAUUCUCCUGGGAGAAGAGAGAGACACAGGACAUUAGAGAUAAGAUACAAUUAUCAAAGAUAUCUCCUCAGGAAAGGGCAUGGUGGGGGUGGGAAAUAACUUUGUGAAAUGAAUCAGCUUUCAACACAGCCAGUUAUUUUCCAAACGGGAAAACUACUUGGCUAUUUCCAUUAUAAACACCAAAUCCCACCACUUGCAUUUUUAACAUAGUCCCCUGGAAAGAAGUGCCUACUGACCUAAUCUUCCAUGGGCACUCUGAGUCCUACUAAGACAAGCCUAACUUCUCUGUACCACACUUGCCAUUUUCAUAGCCCUACAAGGAAGGAGGGAACCAGCAUUGGCUAAGCACUAACUGCAUACCGGGUAAGAAGCUAGGACAAAUCUCUCCUUUAGUCCUCAAAACAAUCCUGCGAGGUGGGGAUUUAUCACCCCCACUUUGCAUAAGAGGAAAUGGAAACUCAGAUUCAGAACCCAAGGUCAUGCAGCCAGUCAAUGACUUGACCUAGAUUCCAAUCCCACUCUGUCUCUCUAAAGCCACCACCCUUUCACUUUACCUGACUGCCUCCUAAGAUUUCACCACACUAACGAAACACACUGGAGAUUGAAAAAAAUAUGAAGCCGAUUGCCUACAUUGCUGCCAAUUUGUGGUGUGACCCUGGGCAACACAUUUCCUACUCUGGGCCUCAGUGACCUCAUUUGUGAAGUGGGAGAAGUGGGAUUCAUCUAAUUGGUCUCUAAGAUCCCUCUUAGUUGUAGCCUUAUGUCACUGAUUCUCAACCAGAGCAGAUUUUGUGCCUCCCGGACAGUUGGCAAUGUCUGGAGAUAUUUUUUGUUGCCACAACUAUGGGCAGAGGUGCUGACGGCAUUUAGUGGGUAAAAACCCAGGGACGCCACUAAAUUUCUACAACACACAGUGCAACUUCCCACAACAAAGAAUUAUCCGGCCCAAAAUGUCAAUAGUGCCAAGGUUGAGAAACCCCAUCUUAUGUAAUUACAGCAUUGCAAUACCCAGUUGAGCAUGGACGAUGGCAGAAUAAGGCUGGAGAGUAAAAGCGCAGGGAUCCUGAAUCAGGUGAACCAUCAGAGAAGGUGAACAGUUACAGGAUUUUGUCAAGGAAUAAACCAGGUUUAGGGAAGUAAGCUAAAGUCAGAAGUGUUUGGCCCACAGCAUAAAUCUAUGGAGCCCAAAGAAGCCAUGGAUGGGGGUUCAAUCAGGCAGCCAGAGCCAACAGCUGUGGCUCAGGAGGCAGUAGGGGCUCUGCCUGCAGAAGAGCUUAUGCUCUACCCAGUCUCCUUUUGCAGGUGGCUCUGCAGCUAGAAUCAGCUGAGAGGUGUCCAGGUGAUCCCUACCACACCCACCCCACACCCACAAAAAAACUGGAUAAGCUUCAUUUCUAAUCCCAGAAUAUACACUUUUUCUUCUCAUCAACAUACAUAAUGAGCACCCAUGUCCACAGGUAGAUGUCAUGGGGAAUAAGGAGUCAAAUAACUGAUAGUCCUGUCUCAUGAAGUGUCAAUAAUAGGAAGAAAAAAUAAAGCUCAGAAACACCAUUAAGUAUAACACAAGGCUAAAGUAGAUGGAAAAAGUUGAAGUGCCUGGAUGCAGGCUUCCACAUGCUGCUCGCCACCUUGUGUCCAGCCUUUAAAAAGGGGACUCUGAAUAGAUGCUAUUCACUCUCUCCCUGAUCACAAUUUUCCAGCCACCCAGCUUCUGUCCUGUUUCUCAAACAUGCAUGGCAUCCCCAGCAUGCCAUGCUUAGCUCCAUCUCAAGGCUCUUGUGCCUGUUGGUUCCUCCACUUGAAACCGUUUUCACUUGCAAGACUAGCUCCUUACCCAUGUCUUGGCUAAAAAUGUCGUCUCCCCCAGAACAUCCUUCCCUCUCCACCCUAUGCAGACUAGCCCUGAUGUCAUUCAGUCUCACAUUGCUCAUCACCACCUAAUCAUAUCUUGUCUACUUGCUUACUGUCUGCUUCUUCCCAUCUAAAAUACACUCACAAGACCAGGGACCCUGUUGCCGUAGCACAAUGCCAGAUACAUAAUAGAACCUCAAUCAGUAUCUGUUGAAUGACCUGAGGAAUGAGAGAGGUAGAAGUGAGUUGCCUUUUAGUGCCCAAAGGAGGCAGAGCUCUGGGGAAAUAAGGGAAGGAGGUGAUGACAUUCUUGUGUUGCCUGGGUAGGCAUUACACAGUCAGAGACAUAAAAGGCAUUCAAAGAAGGAGGUGCAGAAUGAGUCAGAGUGUCAGGGCAGGAAGAGGCAGGGUCCGUUUGGGAAAAGGGCAAGUACAAUGCAGCUUGUGCCGCAUGUCCAGGCAAGCAAUGACAGAGAAGACUGGACUGGGCGUGAGGAGUGUUUAUUUAAUACAUCAUGAAAUAGGGAGUUGAAGUUUUGGGGGCUGAGGAAGAAAUCCAUUCUGGUAUCAGGUAUUGAGUUUAGCAAGAAGCAUGUAUUUUGGGCACCUACUCUGUGCCAGGCACUGUGCUAGGUGUGCUCUAUACCUACCAAAUAUAAUCACCACGGCAGUUAGCCUGUGGGGCCAGAUUACCACCCCACUUUCAUUCCUGAGCAAACCGAGGCUCAGAGGUAGAAGUGGAACUUUAGACACCUAGAUUUUGUGUAAUUCCUCCAACACAGGAAUUCCCAUUACAGAUUAUAGGAAGCCAUCUGUCCACAUGACAAUUAAAAAAAAAAAAAAAAAAAGCCCCAGUAGGAGACAGACCUGCCUCCUGUGGAUGGCACUUGCCUGACCAGGGAAAAAGGUAAUGACUUUCAGAGCACUAAUGGGUGUUGUACCACCAAAGACAUUGUGAUGCAAGGGAUUUUUGAUCCAGUCUAUAGCCAAUAAAAGGAACCAAGAUGGGUUUAUAAAUCAAGUCGGGAACACAAAAUGAGGAAAGACAGGUGCUUUGCAACAUAUUCACCAUUCCAGCCCCAUUCCAGCCAUAGUAAAACAUUUUCAUCAAUUCCUGAGGAGUGGAGGUAUUUUGGGCCCAUGGGAAAUGUUGAUAAUAGUAUCUUAUAUGUAUCACAUGGCAGGGGCUCCUUGGAUCUAAGGAUUCUAAAUAAGUGUGUGUCUACAUUUGGACUAUUGCCACAGUAAGGCCGCUACUACCGACAAAGAAAACAGCCCACAAAAUCAGUCCCUAAACACCACAUUACAGGAACUAUGUGGUACAAUCAUUAAUGGUGAUCAGCAUUACCACUACCAUUUGUUUGACAUCUGCUCUGUGCCAGGCAUUUUACGUACAUUGUCUGAUUUCAUGCUUACAUAUCCUUGGGGAGAGAUAGUCGCAUUUCCUAUGGAUAAAUGUUUUACCUAAAUGGAAGAGAGUCAGAAAAGUUCAAAUGGUAGGGGCCUUAGAAAUCAUCUAAUUAUUAUUUUAUCCAACUAUAUUCCAUAAAUAAGUGACCUUGAGGCCCUAGAAAAUUAUUGACUUUCCCAGAGUGGUGUAAGUUCCUAGUUAAACCAAGACUGGCUAGAAGCUAGCUCUCCUGGCUCCAAGUCCUGGGUACUUUGCAUGUAGAGAGAGAUCUUCUCACAUGCAUACAACCCUAAAGCUCACUGUCUGGCUUUUCAUCUGGCUCUGUAGAGCUAGUUAAGUGUACCUGGAUAAACUGGACCAUGAUCUGGGAAAGCUUUGUUUUGGAUUGAGGAAAAUUGUUGAAAAUUCUUACGAGGACUAGUCUCAGAUCUAAAGUGGGCAAAUGUCCGGAGAGUGGGACUUUAGAAUAGUGAUAAAAUUGUCCCCCAACUAAAAAAAAAAAUUUUUUUUAUGUUUACUGUGUCCCAAAAUUUCUUAUCCGGGACAAAACCUUUUUUAUUGCACAAACUUAAGUUUCUUUAGAAAUGUUCUUGGUAAGCAAGAACAACUGGCAGAGGCAAACUGGGUUAAAAUGCUUGUUACCAGGUGUUUUCCUAAUACUAGCUUUUGAUAGGAAUAGUAAAGAGGUACUUGGGAUAGGGACACAAGGAGGUAAGCAAAGAAUUCAGAAUGCAAAAUUCAAGGCUGCUGAAGGAAAAAAGCACAAUUUUACAAUUAGGAGGCCCUUGCUUUAAUGUGCCUACCUGAAAAGUAAUCACACAAAGACAAAACAAAUUGGUUAUUCAGCAGAGAAGCCCACGGUUGGACAUAUGUGGGGUUUGAAGUGGAAGAUUAAGCAGUUAGCUAAAUAAUUCUGGGAGGAAAACAAUGCUUUAAAAAAUGUUUAUCUAGAUCUGUUAGAAGGAAAAUUGUUCAUCAUCCUUUUCUUCAUCUUGCCAUGAAACCAUGAUCAGAAAAAAAAUUGUUUUGAUAUUUCUUUCAAUAAAAAUGUGUUGUGACUUAGA